AUGAGUUUUUCGCCGAAACUGCCCGCAUCUCCUGCAGUCGAUGACAAAGAAAGUGAAGGAGAUACCUCCAAAUCAAGUACAUCAAAUCAGCAGCCUAAACCAAUCCAGCAUAAUGAACAAAGCACGUCAGAAUCGAGAGAUGUAACAUCAAACUCCUCAAUAUCACCUACAAAUUAUAAUUAUUUAAAGGCAUUGCAAUUUUCAAAACCAACAAGUGAUUCUGAUGACUCGACAGACGGGUUUCCGAAGUACGGUCCAAAGAGAAGUGACACUCUACCUAAUAGUUAUUUCAGCAGUUUGUCAACGUAUGGCAUGAAUAAUUCAGAGCUAAAUCUUGAUUCUUAUUCGAGUGAUGACGACUAUAAGGCUAGACUAAAGGUAUUGGGUAAAGGCAAGAGUCUAUUGAAGAAAAAUGUAUUUAAAUGUAGUAAGAGAAGAUCUGGUGAUAGUAGACUUAAAGACUCCAUAUUAUCGAGUUAUGCUGAAAUAUGUUAUAAAUGUAAACUGUGUAAGGUUUCACCUUGUUAUAUGGCGAGUGUGGAAAGUUUUAUAUUUCAUAUGAAGAAUCAGCAUUCAGAUAUUUAUAAGGAUAUAUUAUUGAAACCUGUCACUAAUGGCAACUGUCAUCCAGUAGAAAUGACCAAAACUAUUGACGGCUCUUCUUCAGAUGACGCUUCUUGUACCAAUAUUGGUCGUAUUACUAGCGAACAUUUGUUAAAGUAUAGUAAAUUGUGGCAGAAUUCUCCGAAAUCGUCAGCAACCGACCCCAAAUCUACAGAAGAAACGAAAUCAACGCCAAGUACAAGUAGUAGUAAGCCGACAACACCGGUUCCAACUCAAAUUCAGAAGGUUACUGAGCAGUUUUUAAAAUCAUGUGAUAAUCUUUCAUUACCUGGUAAGCAAACAAACUCUCAUAUCGGAGGAUCGAACCAUACAGACAGAAGUAAAUCAACGUCUACGUCAAUAAAUACCAGCAAAAAAUCACCAUCUUCACCAUCGACAACGGCACAGAAUGGAUGGCUAUGUGAUCUUCCACCAAGUUUUACUCCCGAGUUUGGACGCUACACAAAACUGGUACGGGAAGGUGGUAAUAUUGUUUAUUUUUGUCAAGUUUGUAAUUGGAAAUGUCAAGUUAAGGCAGCAUUUGGAGUUCAUUGUAAUGGACAGCAGCAUCAUACUAAAGCUCGUUUGGCAGAUCAAAAUAAUUUUGAUAAAUGUAAACAGAAAUCAGAACCAAAUAACGUGAAGGCAGCCAUAAGAAAAGCUAUUGAUUAUAGAGAUAAUCUUAACAAACAACAGGCAACCAACAGCAGCAAUGCAAGCAGUAAUAACGCCAAUUCGGUUAAAUUACCAAUCAUUAAUGUGCCAAAAGUUCCAACUUUUAACAAAGUUUUGCCAACAGAAUCCGAUUCAACGAAACAACUAUUAAAACAGGGCGAUAUCAACGAAAAACAGAACGAUAUUGACAAGCUUGAGAUUCGUAAUAAAAGAAAAAGACCUUUUCCAGUGAGAAGAAGCUCGGCCGAUGGUGAUGAUUGGGUAGAUUCUGAAUCAGAAGACGAUUCUAGUAGAAAACGUAAACGACCAGAUACUAUAAUUGAACCUUUACCUAAGAAAGUCAUUAAUCCAUUUUUAAGUCACUACCCAUCAAUGAUUCCAAUGGAUGAUUACUUUUCCAGAUACUCAUCCCCUAAGCAACAUAGUAUUGGAUCAAUAUUGGACAAUGAAGAGAAGGUUACUAAGAUUGAAGCAGAAAGUAGAGAUAAGGACGCAUCUUUAAAUCUUCCAUUGUUUCCCACUGGUAGUACAGGUCUUCUUCCCGAAUCUAGAGAGGAGAAUCUAGAUAUACAGUUUAGAUGUACAUUUUGUAAUGUAUAUUGUGCUGGAGCGUCAGAUUAUAAAGAUCACUUUAGGACUGAACAUGAUAUCGAUACACCGGAUUUAUCAAUGGCCGAUGGAAAAGGAAGUCAGAAUAACGAAUGGUGGAAGAUGAUGAAAAUUAAAGAAACUUUACCAGACACACUGGUCAGUUGUCCGAAAGGAAACGUGUCAAGAGAUUUGUUACUACAUAAAGUUAGUUUAACAUUGAAUAUGCCCGAAGUUGUGAGAUGGGGUCCAUCUUGUAAUAAAGCUGUUCGAGAAGAAUUCCCAAACUCCUUAGCACAGAGGAAGGGAAAGUUUAAGAAAUAUCCUUUGCAUAAUAAUUUCUAA
Messenger RNA from Lottia gigantea (owl limpet), 2211 nucleotides. RefSeq lists its product as hypothetical. The transcript has 2 exons. NCBI's taxonomy places the organism in Eukaryota, Metazoa, Mollusca, Gastropoda, Lottiidae. Gene Ontology annotation, cellular component: precatalytic spliceosome. The record is from RefSeq and is a predicted model, not a curated record. The coding region runs from base 1 to 2211 and encodes 736 amino acids. Gene Ontology annotation, molecular function: single-stranded RNA binding; double-stranded RNA binding.